UGUGGACAGCCUCCUGUCCACUGCCCCUCACCCUGCUGCUUUGCUUGGAUCUGAACUUGCUUUAGCUACUUUUGGAAUAGGACAUCAUUUUCCCAAUUUUUAUCAGUUGUGGAUUGGUGGAUUUUCAUUUGUGAGCUGGUAGAAUAAAGAAGUCUGAUUAUAAGUUGGCGGAGUGGCCAUCAGGAUGUCAGGAUCAUUACAAGUGACGCAGAAACAGCAGCUGCAUCAACAGCUGGAGAAGCAGCAGCAGAAGCAUCACUAUGAGAGCAGCUAUUACCUGAGCACCAAGUCGUCCGUUAGCAAGCAGGCGUUCUCCACUCACAAGACCACCAGCCAUCGCCUGAAGACCUCUGUGAAGACAGAGAAGGGACAGGAGGGGGUUAAACUGAGCCCGCUACCUAAGAGAGCCAAACACACCUACCUGGCAAUGGACAAGGACAAAGAAAUUAUUGGUUACGUCAUUCCUGUAUUUCGAGCCAAUCAUGAUGUGGUUCGUGGCCUGGUGGAUGCCCAGGAGGAAGACGUCACAGAGGAGGGGAUUAACUAUGUGGCCAUGAGGAACCUGUUUGUUAGAGAGGCCAGGGAGUCCAUGGAGGUUAAAGUUGAGAAGAAAACCAGAACAAAGCAUGUCAGGGAAUCCGCUGACCGUCUGCAACUUGGCAAGCAGAUGGAAGAAUGGUCUGAAUUCCGUAAGAAAAUGAACCCAGACAGCCUGACACACCCUCCAGAGUUAAUUGUCAAGCCCCGUGGACAGACAGUGUGGGAGGGCAAGACAGUCAAGCUGCACUGCACUGUGGCUGGAUGGCCCAAACCCAGGGUUGCUUGGUACAAGAACAAUGUGCUAAUUGAUGCCAAAGCUCACUCCGAGAAGUAUACCACUGAAAGCAAUUACAACAUGCACUCCCUGGAGAUCAAGAAUUGUGAUUUCUUGGAUACUGCUAAGUAUCACAUCUCCGCCCUCAACAUCAAAGGGGAAGUUUCUUCUGUGGCUACUAUUGUUGUCAAAAGGUUCCAAGAGGGUGUAGAAGAAGGGCCACUUGAUCCUAAACCACAUGGUUUCUGCCCUGAGCAUGGUGUUACCUUUGAAACAACCAUCAUUGACAAAUUUGACGUAGCGUUUGGUCAUGAAGGGGAGACACUGAGUCUGGGCUGCACUGUCAUUAUAUAUCCCACCGUGAAAAAAUACCAGCCUGAAGUCAUGUGGUACAGAAACUCUGUCCCUUUGAAGCCCUCUAAAUGGGUGCACACUCACUGGUCUGGGGAACGUGCCAUGCUCACUCUCACCCACCUCAACAAGGAGGAUGAGGGGAUGUACACCCUGCGCGUCAACACCAAAUCUGGCUUUGACACCCAUUCAGCCUAUGUGUUUGUCAAAGAUGCUGAUGUGGAGGUGGAGGGGCUUCCCGUGGCCCCCCUAGAUGUAAAAUGUCAUGAUGCCAAUAAGGAUUAUGUGGUUGUCACCUGGAAGCAGCCAGCAGUGGAGGGCAGCAGUCCCAUCCUGGGUUAUUACAUUGACAGGUGUGAGGUGGGCACCCAUCACUGGGCUCAGUGUAAUGAUACGCCAGUCAAGUAUGCCCGCUUCCCAGUUACAGGUCUGGUGGAAGGGCGUUCUUAUGUCUUUAGGGUGCGGGCCUUGAACAAGACAGGAGUCAGCCGCCCAUCACGUGUCUCUGAGGCCGUGGUUGCCAUGGAUCCGUCUGACAGAGCUCGACUCAGAGCAGGGCCCUCUGCACCUUGGACUGGAAUGAUCAAGUUCACAGAGGAGGAUUCCACUGUGGGUGUCGUUCCUGGAGAACCAACUGAUGUUGUGGUUACUGAGGCAACCAAGAGCUAUGUGGUGCUCGCCUGGAAGCCCCCAGUCCAGAGGGGUCAUGAAGGAGUCAUGUAUUACAUUGAGAAAUGUAUUUCAGGGACAGACACAUGGCAGAGGGUGAACACUGGUAUGCCAGUUAAGUCUCCACGCUUUGCACUUUUUGACCUGGCAGAGGGGAAAUCCUACAACUUCCGUGUGCGCUGCUGCAACUCUGCUGGUGUGGGUGAACCCUCUGAAACCACUGGAGAAAUCACUGUUGGAGAUAAACUUGAUCUGCCUUCAGCUCCAGGUGCUCCAGUGCCCACCAGGAACACAGGCACCUCUGUUGUGGUCUUCUGGGGUGCAUCAAAGGAUGUUACACACCUGGUGGGCUACUACAUUGAACAUAGUGUGGUGGGCACUGAUGUCUGGAUGCCUUGCAACAAUAAACCAGUUAAGCAGACCAGGUUCGUGUGUCAUGGCCUCACCACUGGGCUGAACUACGUGUUCAGGGUAAAGGCGGUGAAUGCUGCCGGAUACAGCCAGAGCUCCCCCAUUUCUGAUGCUGUUGUUGUACAGCCUGCCAUCUCCGUACCUAGGAAGCCUACCGAUGUGACCCUGCUGGAGGCUGUCAAGGACUACAUGCUGGUGGGCUGGACUGCACCUGCUGAUAAUGGAGGAGCCGAUAUCAGGGGAUAUUUUGUGGACUACAGGACCGUGAAGGGAAACAGUUUUGGGAAAUGGCAUGAAAUGAACCACCAGGCUCUGACCACAACCUCCUACAAGGCUGAGAACAUGAAGGAAAAUGUCUUCUACCAGUUCAGAGUUUGUGCAAUGAACAUGGCAGGUGUGAGUAAACAUUCUUUGCCCAGUGCAGCAGUGGAAUGUAAAGAGUGGACCAUCACUGUUCCAGGCACUCCUGUCGGUCUUCAUGUUCUUGAGGUUCGUGACAACUCUGUCGUGGUACUUUGGGAGCCACCGGUAUUUGAAGGGCGCUCUCCUGUCAAUGGCUAUUAUUUGGAUAUCAAGGAGGCAUCUGCUGGGGAGGACGGCUGGAAGGCAGUGCAUGAGAAGACCAACAAGGGAAAAUAUAUGAAGGUGACUGGACUGAAGGCUGGAACCUCCUACGUUUUUCGUUUGCGUGCUCAAAAUCUUGCUGGAGUUGGAAAGCCCUCAGCAGUUUUAGGUCCAAUCCUGGCCCAGACUCGCCCUGGUACCAAAGAGAUUUAUGUGGAUGUUGAUGACAAUGGUGUGAUUUCCAUGGUCUUUGAGUGCUCCGAGAUGAAUGAAGACUCCAAGUUUAUUUGGUCCAAGAAUUACAAGGAGAUCACAGACACAUCUCGCCUGACUAUUAUCACUGAAGGGAGCAAAUCCAGAGCUAUGUUCAACAGUCCCUCUCUGGAGGAUUUGGGCACCUUUUCCUGUGUGGUCACCAACACUGAUGGCUUUUCCUCCAGCUAUACGCUUACUGAGGAGGGUCUUAUGCGUCUUUUGGACAUGAGCCAUGAACACAAGUUUCCUGUUAUUCCCUUCAAAAGUGAAAUGGCCAUGGAUCUGCUUGAGAAGGGCCGUGUGCGAUUCUGGACUCAGCUAGAGAAAUUUACUUCUGCCUGCCAAGUGGAGUAUGUCUUUAAUGAUGCCAUCGUCGAGCAAGGCAAGAAAUACACAAUGAACUUUGACAAGACCACCGGCAUCAUUGAAAUGUUUAUGGACUCUCUGGAAGUCACAGAUGAGGGAACAUUUACCUUUAACCUGGUGGAUGGCAAGGCUAAGGGUACAACCAGUCUGGUGCUAAUUGGAGACGAAUUCAGGGAGCUUCAAAAGAAAUCAGAGUUUGAGAGAGCUGAAUGGGUCAGGAAACAAGGUCCUCACUUUGUCGAGUACCUCAACUUCACUGUCACUCCUGAAUGUGAUGUGCUGUUGAAAUGCAAGAUUGGAAAUAUCAAAGCAGCGACUGAGAUCACUUGGUUUAAGGACUCCAUUGAGAUUACAGAGGAUGAUGAGGAGGCACAGAAGAUCGAGAGAAAAGAUGGCGAGCUGAUCUUUAAUAUCGGAAAGAUCUCGAAGCAUGAUGCAGGUAUUUAUGAGGUCCACCUGAGGGACGAGAGAGGCAAAGAUAAGAGCUCCUUCAAUCUGACUGAAGCAGGAUACCAAGCUGUAAUGAAUGAGCUGUUCAGAGUUAUUGCCAACUCUUCCAGCGAAAUCCAAGUUGUCAGCACUGAACAUGGCAUCAUCCUCUACUCCAUGAUCACAUAUUACGAUGAGAACCUGCGUGUUGGAUGGCUUUACAAAGAUGCUAAGAUUGCUGCUUCAGAGAGAGUUAAGUCUGGAGUCACAGAAGAGCAGCUUUGGCUGAAGAUCAAUGAACCCACCGAGAAGGACAAGGGCAAAUACACCAUGGAUAUCUUUGAUGGCAAGGAUGGUGUGAAGAGAGUCAUUGAUCUAACUGGCAAGGCAUGGGAGGAGGCAUUUGAAGAAUUCCAAAGGCUCAAAGCGGCAGCAAUUGCAGAGAGAAACCGUGCUCGGGUUGUUGGAGGCUUGCCAGAUGUUGUUGCAAUCCAAGAGGGCAAGUCCCUGAACCUGACUGGCAAUGUAUGGGGCGACCCUGUACCUGAGGUAUGCUGGAUGAAGAAUGAGAAGGAGCUGCUGUCCGAUGACCACUACAAACUGAAGUUUGAGCACGGCAAGUUUGCUAGCAUCACUAUUGCUGCCGUCACCACAGCUGACUCUGGCAAGUACUCCCUCGUGGUCAAGAACAAGUACGGCAAAGAGGCUGGAGAGUUCACUGUCAGCGUUUACAACCCAGAGGAAGAGGAGAAAAAGGAUGAGAAGAAAGACUAAAGGAUGAUGCAAUGUAUUAAAAUGAAAGGAAUUCACCAUUGGGUUGUCUUUAAAGCAUUUUACCCUGGCACAUGCUGGUGCAAUAAAGCAGUUAAAUAAAUCAGCUGCUUCCUCCUGCGUCUUUCAUGUGCUGGGCUAAAGAGCUUUUGACAUUGCUUAUCAAGAAGAAAACAAUGACAUGCAGAAAAAGUCAUUUUGUGCUUUUAGUUUUGUGUUCAGUCUCUUGUGGCUACUGUCAGCAGUUCGUAUAUAGGAGAUGAUUGAUCAGUUAUUCGUUUUUGUUUUAAAAUCAAUUUAAAAGCCAACUAAUGCAACACAGUCUUAUAAGACUGACAUUUUUAAUCUUGGUAGCCUUUCACCUUUUAACUGAGGGUUUUCUACUGUAAAAGGAUCAAUGGUGCAUACUAAUAUUAAAGCAAAAAAUAUAUAUGUUUCAUUAACUUGAGAAACAAGAUGUCAGAUAUGUUACAGGUGCAACUAAAAGCUUUCUGUUAUGUUUAAAUGGCUGUUUGCAUGUAAUUUAUGUAUUGUCUGCAAGCUAUGAAUACAAGUCAUCUUGAUCAUUUGUAGGAGAGGUAAUAAACACUAAUGAUGUGUACACUAAGGGAGUGUGACAAUAUAGACAGUCUGGUCCAUUUAAUGCGUCUUAAACAGCCCAUAAAGCAGUAUGCUAUAACAGCAACCCUUUUGAGAGGAUUUUUUUAAACCUGUCUUAAGCUUCACUUAAAAAGUUGACAAAGGGUCAAAAUUUCAGGGACAACAGAGGAAAAACAUGAUUUAUUGCCCAGCAACAACUGGCCUGAGGCAAAGUAACUGAUGAACAAGUUUAACAUGCUUUUUCUCUUUAAGGCUUUCCUUGUAAUAAAGCUGCAGCUGCUUUA
Molecule: messenger RNA, 5514 nt
Organism: Melanotaenia boesemani (Boeseman's rainbowfish)
Lineage: Eukaryota; Metazoa; Chordata; Actinopteri; Atheriniformes; Melanotaeniidae
Gene: myom1a
Product: myomesin 1a (skelemin)
Exons: 37
Coding region: 185-4633 (1482 amino acids)
Molecular function (GO): protein binding
Source: RefSeq, a predicted model, not a curated record